UACAAUUCCAUUACACUACUAGUAAAGUUGUUGCUUAAGAGACUUUAAGACUUGGAAAAGCCAUGGAAGUCCAACAAAUUCUCCACAUGAAUGGGGGAAAUGGAGAAACUAGCUACGCAUGUAACUCCAAACUUCAAAAACUAGUGAUAACCAAGGCAAAACCAGUGUUGAUUGAGAGCAUUUCAGAUUUGUAUACCACCAACUUACCUCCAUGUUUAAGGGUAGCAGAUUUGGGCUGCUCUUCAGGGCCCAACGCCCUACUGGUGAUCUCAGAGAUCAUUGAGGCUAUUGAUCAAAUAUGUCAUCAGUUGAAUCGUAACAUGCCCGAAUUCCAAGUGUUCCUCAAUGAUCUACCAAGUAAUGACUUCAACACCAUUUUCAAGACCUUGCCAAGCUUCCAUGAGCAACUAAAGAAGGAGAAGGGUGAAAAGUUUGGUCCAUGUUCCAUCACAGGAUUACCUGGUUCUUUCUAUGAUAGGCUUUUUCCAAGCAGUUCUAUAGACUUCCUUCAUUCCUCUUACAGCCUUCAUUUUCUAUCUCAGGUUCCUCCAAUGGCUGAAAGUAACAAAGGAAAUAUUUACUUGGUAAAGACGAGUCCUCCUAGUGUGCUCAAAGCAUACUUGGAGCAAUUUCAAAAGGAUUUCUCUUUAUUUCUUAGCUUGCGCUCCAAGGAAAUAACACCAGGAGGGAGAAUGGUUCUGACAAUGUUAGGCAGGAGAAGUGAAGAUCCCUUUGGCAAAGAAUGUUACUUUUGGGAGCUCUUGUCUAAGUCACUAAUUGACUUGGUCUCAGAGGGUCUCAUUGAAGAAGCUAAAGUGGAUUCAUUCAACUUGCCUUUCUAUAUGCCUUCUACUAAAGAGUUAGAGGCUAUAGUUUGUGCAGAAGGAUCAUUUUAUCUUGAUCAACUAGAAAUCUUUGACAUCAAUUGGGAUACGAGUGAUGAUGACGACAACAAAGAGCUCAUAUCUGAUAGAUUUAUAAGUGGGCAAAAAGUGGCAAAAUGUAUAAGAGCAGUGGCAGAACCCUUGAUUGCUUGUCACUUUGGGGAUGCUAUAAUUGAUCUUUUGUUUAGUAAGUACAUGGAGUAUGUCAGUGACCACCUCUCAAGGAGUGAGGGUAAGUAUGUUAAUUUUAUCAUUUCCUUGAGAGGGAAAUGAGGUUUGGGACUUUGAGGAGGCUAAUAAUUUUUAUUUUAUUUUAUUUUUUUAAUAAAAGGAGACUGAUAAUGUUAAUUUGGUCAUUUCUGUGAAAAAAUAAUUAUGUGUGUAUGCUUUGGGUGGAUACUAGCCAGUGCUACUUAGAAAAGAUAAUAAAGAUUACUCGUUCAUUUUUUUAAUAAAUGAUGUUGUAAUUUCGAGAUGGAUUAAUGGAAAGUUUUUGACAUCCAGUACAUGUA
Macadamia integrifolia is the source of this 1396-nucleotide messenger RNA. Its product is annotated as probable jasmonic acid carboxyl methyltransferase 2. NCBI's taxonomy places the organism in Eukaryota, Viridiplantae, Streptophyta, Magnoliopsida, Proteales, Proteaceae. Gene Ontology annotation, biological process: methylation. The transcript is spliced from 4 exons. The coding region runs from base 63 to 1157 and encodes 364 amino acids. The record is from RefSeq and is a predicted model, not a curated record. Gene Ontology annotation, molecular function: S-adenosylmethionine-dependent methyltransferase activity.